Messenger RNA from Aspergillus costaricaensis CBS 115574, 847 nucleotides. Its product is annotated as HCNGP domain-containing protein. Gene Ontology annotation, cellular component: nucleus. Gene Ontology annotation, biological process: regulation of DNA-templated transcription. Lineage: Eukaryota; Fungi; Ascomycota; Eurotiomycetes; Eurotiales; Aspergillaceae. The record is from RefSeq and is a predicted model, not a curated record. Bases 140 to 847 code for a protein of 235 amino acids. The transcript has 3 exons.
GCGUUGUCUUAUUUGAGUCUAAUGUCCAACUCCUACGCCUCCUCAUAAUCCAAAUUCUCACACGAGCGCUUUAUCUUUGAAGCUCAAUUGGCUUAUCAGAAACCCGGAACGCACCAGGAACUGACGCCCAGUUACUAUAAUGCUUGGCUUAGGAGCGUAUGAAAGCAGCAGUGACGAAGAGGUGGAAAAUAAUUUGCCCUCAGUACAAUCGAAGAAGAUCGCAAGCCAGAAAGCGCAGUCACAGGAAGUCACAAAAGCUACAGCAGAAACCGCCAAUGAAGCCACACCAUCAAAAGAGAUACCUGUUCCAAACACAGACAGGCCUGUUCUUGGGCCGACGCAUGAAGGCUCACAAAAUCCGCAAGAGCAACCAGCCGAACAUUUACAAGUCUUCUCAGCGGACCGAACAUUGAUCCAUGACCUAACACUUCCUCCGAUACCAAAUCUAGACAUCCCACCAUCUCCCCCUGGCUCUCCUAACCCUGCAGCAAAUGCCAAAUUCGCACACUUCUUGACCCUAAAGAAACAGGGCAUGCAUUUUAACGAAAAGCUCGCCGGGUCUACAUCCCUCAAAAACCCCAGUUUACUGAAGAAGAUGAUGGACCAUGCCGGCAUUGAUGAACAAGCACAAUAUCACACAUCUUUACCACCUGAAAUAUGGAACAUCAGCGAUCUGCCAAGUUGGGGGUAUAAAGAGGAGCUUUUAAAAGCGCAGAGGGAAAUUCAAAAUAGGGCUGAAGAAAAGAAGUCCGCAGGACAGAGGGAUGCUAUCAACUUUGUGGCUGCCACGCCUAGCGAGUUCUCCCGUGCAGGCCCUAUUGCUAGCUCAAGGCCAAAACAAAGGUAA